Molecule: messenger RNA, 1335 nt
Organism: Colletotrichum chrysophilum
Lineage: Eukaryota; Fungi; Ascomycota; Sordariomycetes; Glomerellales; Glomerellaceae
Exons: 4
Coding region: 1-1335 (444 amino acids)
Cellular component (GO): MBF transcription complex; SBF transcription complex
Molecular function (GO): transcription regulator activity; DNA binding
Source: RefSeq, a predicted model, not a curated record
AUGUCCUCGCCGGGAAGCUGCUACGCCGACAGACCCUCGCCGCCUUACUUGGACUGCCCAGUCAUCCCCAAGCUCAAGAUGUCCAAGGACCCGGUCCCGAUGUCCAAGUACAAGCCGAGAGGCGUCAUCAAGUAUUACCCAUUCGAAAGCGUUGACGAGCUGAGCCGAAGAGAGGUGAUGAGAUUCCGCGUCACCCCUUUCGGCCGAAUUCAGGAAUCUUGCGCCCACAUCCCUUACAACAGCGGCAAGAAAGACUUCUUCGAGAAGACUGGCCGGGAAAGCUUUGAGGUUUUCAAGUACGAGUUCAAGGUUCCCGGUGAGGAUAACGAGUUCACCGUCAUGUGGGACUACAACGUCGGUCUCGUUCGCAUGACUCCGUUUUUCAAGUGCUGCAAGUAUUCAAAGACUGUACCGGCAAAGAUGCUGAGCCUCAACCCCGGCCUCAAGGACAUCACCCACAGCAUCACGGGAGGCGCUAUUGCUGCGCAGGGAUACUGGAUGCCGUAUGAGUGUGCCAAGGCCGUGUGCGCCACAUUUUGUUACAACAUUGCCGGCGCCCUGAUCCCGAUAUUUGGACCCUCGUUCCCGUCCAUGUGCAUCCCUCCCGGGUCCCCGGACUACGGACGCAUGGUCAUCGACCACCGCAUCGUCGAGGAUGCUAUCAGAGAAGCCGACCUCUCUCGGAAAGUCCAACACCACGGUUUCCCUUCUGUCGGCCUGAACCACCUGCCCAGUAUCGAUCAUCGGCCAAUGCGUCCUCUGCGGGACGAUAGACGACUCCGCCUCAACACUCGUCUGAUGAGCCCAUACAGCGAUACGGAUGGAGACGCCCGCUCAUGUCCCGACUCGGCCUCAAGCAACGGCUCGGACAGCGUCAGCUACAGCUACGGAUUUCACCCGGCGCCGCCGCCGCUGCGCCAUCCGCCCCCUCCCACAUCUGGCUGGACGCCUGCCAACCGCCCCGCCGAGCCGUACCGUCUGGUCGACGAGAGCUACCGCUCACCCCACCCCUACCUGAGUGCCGUUCCUCGAUUCACCCCGUUGAACAGACACACCACCGCACCGCGUCCGCUAUGGCACAAGCGGCCCAUAGGCCACGACGAGAGCGACGGAGGUCGUGACAGCGGCGAGAGCACGCACGGCAGCAGCCCGGCUCUGAGCUACGUGUCGGAGCAGCGGCGCGAGGACGAGUCUGACGCCGAGAUUGCCGAGCAAAACGCUGCUCUUGGACUUAUGACGCUUCGGACUGCUCCGCGGAAGGAGCCUGGGUACCUUAGCGACGUGGACGGCCAGGACACGCACCGCAGCAAACGGCGGAGAGCCACUUCGGCGUGA